UAUGUUAGUGAAAGAAUUAAACUGGACUCUCAAAAUAAAGAAAUAUUAACCAAUUGCUUUUAUGGCAAUGAAAUCACUAAUGUGGCCCGCAUUACCAAAAUGAAUAUGAUUUUGUUUGGAGACGGGCAUAAUAAUAUUCAACGCCGGGAUACUUUUCAAUUUCCGGUUGAUGAAGCCUAUGAUUUGGUAAUUACUAAUAUUCCUUUUGGUUUUAGCGACAUUGAGUUUGGAAACUUAUAUCCUAUCAGUUGUAAAUAUGGGGAUUGUUUGGCUAUUCAACAUUGUUUAAUGGCUUUGAUAGAAAACUAUUCCAUUCAAGCUAUUAUCUCCUUACCCAAAGGUAUAUUUUUACCUUAUACAGGUAGCAAAAGUUCGGUUAUUAUCAUGGAAAAGAAAAAGAAAAUGAGAGAUUAUUUUUAUUACUACCAAAUUAAAAAUGAUGAAAUAGUGGUAGAGGAAAAAACUAGUUCUCCGCUAUUUACCAAGAUUUAUUAUAAAGAUGUGGAGGAAAAUAGUUAUAAUUUACUAAUCAAACCUUAUAAUUUUCCGGUUCCCAACAAAGAAAAAGAGUAUUUGACUUUGGAGGAAGUUGCUCGGAUAUUCAGUAGUUAUCGGGCUUCUAGUUUAAAAGAUUAUUUUGCUAAUAAUGGUUCUUACAAAGUUUAUCAGCAAGAGCAUGUAAUUAAUAAUGACUUUUCACUCAACAAUCGCUAUAUUAAUGAGGAAAAAUACCAAGAAUUAAAAGUCCAUGAGUUAAAAAAAGACGAUGUUUUAAUGACUAUUAUGGGAACUUUGGGAAAAGUGGCAAUUUUCCCUGAAACCGCCGAAAAGGGAAUAGCUUAUGCCGUUUUUCAAUCUCCGCAAGUAGAAAAGGUAUUAUUAGAACAAUCCUUUGGAACUGCGGUCCAACAUUUAAGACUAGAUGUUUUGAGAAAGUUUCCUAUUCCUAUUGUUUCCUUGGAGGAACAAAACAAAAUCAUUUUGGGAUUAAAUAAAAUCAAGCAAAGUAUUCAAAAUGCUCAGCAAAUAGUUGAUAAUCUUAAAUUUCCGCUUUUUGUUUCGCUGAUGAAACCUGUUGAGUAUAAGAAAUUAGGUGAGAUUGCUAGUUUUGAAUAUGGUUAUAAUACCAAAGCCAGCGAUAAAGGGAAAUAUAGGUUUAUUCAAACCGGAGAUAUUGACUUUGGAAACAUUUUAGAGCAAGGAAAGAAAUAUAUUGAUUUACCGGAAAAUAUUGAUGAGAAUAAAUAUUUACUAAACAAAGGCGAUAUCGUUACUGCCCGGCAUGGAAAUUGCGGAAGAACAGCAAUUUUUCAAAACAACGAAAAAACUGUUUUCACUAAUGAUUUAAUUAGGCAAGUAAAUAAUUUAGUAGGAGGAACGGCCCAACCGCAAUUUAACGCUAAUGCUUUGAAAGAAAUUAGAGUGCCAAUCCCCAGUUUAGAAAAUCAGAAAAAAGCC
Molecule: messenger RNA, 1458 nt
Organism: Funneliformis geosporum
Lineage: Eukaryota; Fungi; Glomeromycota; Glomeromycetes; Glomerales; Glomeraceae
Source: the annotation of a GenBank genome assembly